Messenger RNA from Coregonus clupeaformis (lake whitefish), 3515 nucleotides. It is a transcript of the gene prcc, whose product is annotated as proline rich mitotic checkpoint control factor. The record is from RefSeq and is a predicted model, not a curated record. NCBI's taxonomy places the organism in Eukaryota, Metazoa, Chordata, Actinopteri, Salmoniformes, Salmonidae. The transcript is spliced from 7 exons. Gene Ontology annotation, cellular component: nucleus. The coding region runs from base 586 to 1830 and encodes 414 amino acids.
AAGCUGCGCAAUAAGUAGCAGCUUGAACACCUCUGUUUUGUACGCAUCCAUCCAUGGUAUCAGAGACCCCAAAAGGACAUGCUAGCAAUUGCUGUUGUUGGAUGGAACUAGCUAUUUUGGUGGAGGAAAGAAACCAUGGGGUAUUGAUUGCAUAAUAUUCAGUGUAACUGUAAACUAGAAUUUGCUUAACAUUCACAUUAAAGGUCUGUUAACGACCUGCUGAGGCCUUGUUUGCUUCGAGUCUAGUCAAUCCUCGGCCUGUUUGGAACAUUAUUACCCUGCAGUGGCUCGACUUGAGCCGCAGGAUUUAGCCUCUCUAGCUAGCCAGUGGUUUUCUAAUUCAAUUUGAAAGUUAACUAUAAAGUUGGUCAUCAAUUUUAAAUGGUUGUCCACAAUUUAUUGGUUGUUCUCAUGCAAUAAGCCUCUUAUACUUGUACGGCCAAACAAUUUUAGCUAGCGAACGUUAGCUAUCGUGAACUUGGCAAGUGUGGGUCGGUGGAUGCAGCUAGCUAGUUAACGUUACCCAUAUCAGUAUUUAACGUUACCCGCUACUUAUGCCAACAAGCUGCUGCAGAAACAUCAACAAUGUCUUUGGUAGCGUAUGCUAGCAGUGAUGACAGUGAUUCAGACGAAACGUCUAGUUCCAUCGUCCCGGGUAGCAAACCUGGGGGGCUUUUCGCACGCCUCCCUACCUUAAAAAGAUCUGCAGAGGCACUAGGAAACGUGCGACCAAGCAAAGGGACAACACACUUCUCAUCACGGAACACUGUGUCAAACGAUGGCGACGAGGACUCCGUUACCCGUUCUCAACCAUCCAAGGGAGGGUUGCUUUUCGAUUUACCUAAGCCGAAGAAGCGAACAGAGCCUGUCAAAAUCACUAUACCUGAGAUGAAGAGAGGGGAUUCUGACUCCGAUGAAGAUGAACCAAGGAGAAAGAAAUCCCUGCCCCAGGGCCCUGGCACUGGCCUUUCCUCCCUCCUGCCUCAGCCAAAAAACAUGGUUGUGAAGGAGAUGCAGAGGGCUCUAGUGCCUCACACCCUCACCAAACGGCCGGAGCCAAAGAAACCCACAAAGCCCUCCUUAGGGGCCUCCCAGGGCCACCCCAGCUCCAGUGCAUCCCCCUCCGCCAUCAAAGCAGCAGCCAAGUCAGCUGCUCUGCAGCUAGCGAGGCAAAUAGCUGCUGAGGAAAGUGAUGAGGAACUGGCCCCCGAGAACUACUUCUCCCUGGAAGAGAGUGCCAAGCCUCUCCCCGCUGUGGUCCCCAGCUUGAACCCGGAGCCUGUCCCCACCUCAGGCCUGCUACCCGCUCCUCCAGGCAUGCAGCGUGGUACCUUCCAGUCAGAUGCCCCUCUGGACUUUGGCGCGAACCAAGAGGGAGCUUGGGGAGGUCAACAGCUAGGGGCGUACCAGCAGCCCUCGGCAGCGCCUCAGGGUUACUACAACGAGGCUUACUACCAGGAUCCAGAGUCUGACCCAGCACUGCCUGAGCCAGAGCAACCUAGCUCCUCCGCCCUGUUUGAUGAUGAAGCGUUCAUGAGGCUGCAGGGGAAGAGGAACAGGGGCAAGGAGGAGGUGAAGUUCCUGGAGAUCAAGGGAGAUGACCAGCUGAGCGGCAACCAGCAGUGGAUGACCAAGAGCAUGACAGAGGAGAAGCAGCAGCGCAAAUCCUUCAGCAAGAAAAAGGGAGACCAACCCACAGGGCAACAGCGACGCAAGCACCAGAUCACAUACCUCAUCCACCAGGCAAAGGAGCGAGAGCUAGAGCUGAAGAACAACUGGGCCGACAACAAGCUGACUCGCCGGCAAACACAGGCCAAAUACGGCUUCUAAGAACCGUAACAGAAGGCUUGGUGGCAUGCAUAGCUCUCCCCCUGAAGAUUAGAGUAGUACAGUCCAGAAGAUUUCCUCAACUUGGGGCAUACUAUACCCUUGUCGUGGGGUAGGGGUUACACACCUCAUAGACCCAUCCUUGAAGAUGCUAGCACUGACUUUCCUUUUUGUCCCCCCUGUUUGUGGGCCUCCCUGGAUUUGAUACUUAACAGUAGUUUUGGUGGACUAUUUUGUACUUAUGUUGGUUCUUGGCUGCAUAGGAAAUCAAAAUGAGACUGCUGCACACAUGGUUGACCGACACAUAUGUUUUCCUGGGAAAUAGUGUUUAAAUGCAAUUUCAUGUGGUGGUAUAUUUCACCAGAUUACACAUUGGAACCACCAAUGAUCAGUAGUCUGAGAAUAAAAGGAACGUUUCCCUUGCGGUGUCCAGAUUUUAUUAAUCUUGUAUGUUUCCAAUGGUGGGACAGUGACCUGCUCUUAAAUCCUGUCAAUCCAACCCCAAGCUUUCCCUAGGUUUUUAGAUGUUAGAAAACACAUCAUUUGAUGCCCUUGGUGGAAUUACCCUGUUGUGAUACUUCAACCUGACCAGUUUGGAAGAUCUCUUUACUGGAUUUUGGGGGAGAGUUGGUGUCUUUUAAAGGAGCCAGAAACUCCUGUCGUCUGCCAGUAAAAAAUAUAAUAUACAGUGAUGACGGAGAGACUUAUUGGAAUAAUGAACUGUGCAAUUUGAAUAAAAUAAUACUGCCCAUCUCUCAGGCUGUGGAGAAUCUUGUAUUGCUUUCUCUCCAGAGAAAUGGAUGUAAAAUUGGAUCAGUUAUGUAUUUUACCGUCCUGGCUAGCCAACCAGGUUUUUAAAUGGCUGUUUAGCUAGGCCUCAACAUUUAGUGAGGAUUUGGGAAUCCAUGUUUCUGAAGGGCGCACUGUGCACAUUCUGCUGGUUUUGUUGUACCUCUAUAUGGUGAUAAGGGGACCACAUCAAUUCUGGAUCUAAAGGCAUCAGAUACUGUAUGUGUAAGAGAUAGGCUAGGGUGCAUUCAUUGCUUACACAUACCCAAUCCUCUCAGAGCUUCAAGGGUGAGAAUUAAGGGAAAUUGAACUUGGAAGGGCAGUUUGUCAAAUUAAUCCCAUUUCACCUGUAUAACCAGAAAAAAAAGGUGCUGAAAACCAGCAGUUUCAAGGAUCACGGGUCUACCUUUCGUGAUAAACUAGCCAUGCUGCACACAUGGUUGACCGACACAUGUUUUCCUGGGAAAUAGUGUUUAAAUGCAAUUUCAUGUGGUGGUAUAUUUCACCAGAUUACACAUUGGAACCACCAAUGAUCAGUAGUCUGAGAAUAAAAGGAACGUUUCCCUUGCGGUGUCCAGAUUUUAUUAAUCUUGUAUGUUUCCAAUGGUGGGACAGUGACCUGCUCUUAAAUCCUGUCAAUCCAACCCCAAGCUUUCCCUAGGUUUUUAGAUGUUAGAAAACACAUCAUUUGAUGCCCUUGGUGGAAUUACCCUGUUGUGAUACUUCAACCUGACCAGUUUGGAAGAUCUCUUUACUGGAUUUUGGGGGAGAGUUGGUGUCUUUUAAAGGAGCCAGAAACUCCUGUCGUCUGCCAGUAAAAAAUAUAAUAUACAGUGAUGACGGAGAGACUUAUUGGAAUAAUGAACUGUGCAAUUUGAAUAAAAUAAUACUGCCCAUCU